AUGUCGAACGUCGAGGAAGAAGACACAGCGAUUGCGACCCAUCCGUUCGUCAAGAAACCCAGCGCAGAUCUGAUUCUUCGAUCGAGCGACGGUUUCAAUUUUUACGUUCACCAAUGCAUCCUGGCCGAAGCCUCGCCAUUCUUCAGCACCAUGUUGUCGCUCCCUCAACCCGAUGCAGAGGUGGCUCCGACAGGAGAAAAACAUCCUGACGACAAGAACGGAUCGAGUCGCGCCAUCGUCGACAUGUCGGAAAAUGCACAGACUCUCGAGCUUCUGCUACGCGCAUGUUAUCCAUACGAAGAGCCAGAUCUCGAUGGAUUAGACGAAGUCGCCGCGGUCUUGUCCGCCGCAGUCAAGUACGAGAUGGCCGCUCCCAUCAAGAUGCUGCGAAAGCGCCUAUCGAAACAUGCACCGACUGUACCGACGCGUGUUUAUGCGAUUGCAGUGCGUCACAGACUCGAGCCGGAAGCGCGCGAGGCAGCAAGGGCGUCGCUGCGGUUUACGCUUAAACAGUUGGCACUGCAGGAUGCGCAGGAGCUUUCCCUUAUCCCUGCCCUUACCUAUCAGCGUUACAUACGCUUCAUGCUACGAUGCCGGGAGGAAUUUUCUACAUUAUCUACGGACCUUAGAUGGAUACAGACGGGGAUACCA
Molecule: messenger RNA, 651 nt
Organism: Punctularia strigosozonata HHB-11173 SS5
Lineage: Eukaryota; Fungi; Basidiomycota; Agaricomycetes; Corticiales; Punctulariaceae
Exons: 1
Molecular function (GO): protein binding
Source: RefSeq, a predicted model, not a curated record